Messenger RNA from Eruca vesicaria subsp. sativa (arugula), 1662 nucleotides. NCBI's taxonomy places the organism in Eukaryota, Viridiplantae, Streptophyta, Magnoliopsida, Brassicales, Brassicaceae. The record is from the annotation of a GenBank genome assembly.
GUGAAACCGACCAACGCAUAGCGUAUCCUCCUCCGUCAAGCCGUGAGCUCAAAGCCUAAAACCCUCUUCUUGUAGUAAUUCGGAUUGUCUGAAAAAACCAAUCCUUUUUGAAUUUCGUUUGCUUUCCAAUUUUGAUCAAACCAAUGGCUGGAAGAGCUGCGACGUCGUCUGCUAAAUGGGCGAGAGAGUUUUUAUUCAGAAGGGUCUCUUCGAAUCCUCUUGGUGGAGCGAUUCGAAACUGUUCUUCAGCUUCCUCUACACCUAAAGUACCUAAAGUUCCUCACUUUUCCAAGAAAGGAAGGAUGUUGACAGGAGCAACCAUUGGUCUUGCCAUAGCUGGUGGAGCUUAUGUUAGUACUGCAGAUGAAGCAACCUUCUGUGGGUGGCUGUUCUCAGCAACAAAGGUUGUUAACCCUCUCUUUGCGCUUUUGGAUGCUGAGUUCGCACAUAAGCUGGCUGUCACGGCUGCUGCUCGCGGGUGGGUGCCUAGAGAGAAGAGGCCUGAUCCACAAAUCUUGGGACUUGAGGUUUGGGGAAGAAAGUUUUCUAACCCAAUAGGGCUUGCUGCUGGAUUUGACAAAAACGCUGAAGCUACAGAAGGGUUGCUAGGACUUGGGUUUGGUUUUGUUGAAGUAGGCUCUGUUACUCCAGUUCCACAAGAAGGCAACCCUAAACCACGUAUCUUCAGGUUACGUGAAGAUGGAGCCAUUAUCAAUAGAUGUGGGUUCAACAGUGAAGGGAUUGUUGUUGUUGCAAAGCGGUUGGGUGCUCAACAUGGUAAAAGAAUGUUGGCGGAAACAUCAGGAACUUCGUCUUCUUCAAGCGAUGAAGUGAAACCAGGGGGGAAGUCUGGGCCUGGUAUUCUUGGAGUUAACCUUGGAAAGAACAAGACAAGUGAAGAUGCAGCUGCUGAUUAUGUCCAGGGAGUUCAUAACUUAUCCCAAUAUGCUGAUUACUUGGUAAUCAAUGUUUCAUCACCCAACACAGCAGGGCUGAGAAUGCUUCAGGGAAGGAAACAGUUGAAGGACCUUGUAAAGAAGGUUCAAGCUGCUAGGGAUGAGAUGCAGUGGGGUGAUGAUGGUCCUCCUCCUCUUCUUGUGAAGAUUGCUCCUGAUCUAUCCAGAGGAGAGCUUGAAGAUAUUGCAGCGGUUGCUCUUGCUCUCCACUUGGAUGGGCUGAUCAUAUCAAAUACAACAGUCUCGAGGCCAGAUCCUGUAACCAACAACCCUGUGGCAACAGAAACAGGUGGUCUGAGCGGGAAACCGCUCUUUCCUCUCUCCACCAACAUGUUAAGAGAGAUGUACACUCUGACACGAGGAAAGAUUCCACUGAUAGGCUGCGGUGGUGUUAGCAGUGGUGAGGAUGCUUACAAGAAGAUAAGAGCUGGAGCUACUCUUGUUCAGCUGUACACUGGGUUUGCGUAUGGUGGACCUGCUCUCAUCCCACAAAUAAAGGAAGAAUUGGUGAGUUGCUUAGAAAGAGAUGGCUUCAAGUCGAUUCAAGAAGCAAUUGGUGCAGAUCACAGAUGAUCAAACACGACCAAGAACAAAAUCUCCAGAGAGAAGAGUGUCCUUUUCUUACAACAAAAACAAAAGAGUUGUAUUAGAAAUUUCAUUGAUUCAGUUGUUUCUUCCUGCCUACACAAUAACAUCAUGGUUUUUG